Messenger RNA from Pseudocercospora fijiensis CIRAD86, 1332 nucleotides. RefSeq lists its product as uncharacterized. The transcript has a single exon. The coding region runs from base 1 to 1332 and encodes 443 amino acids. The record is from RefSeq and is a predicted model, not a curated record. NCBI's taxonomy places the organism in Eukaryota, Fungi, Ascomycota, Dothideomycetes, Mycosphaerellales, Mycosphaerellaceae.
AUGUCAUCAAGAGGACUUCCAUUGAACGAUAUUCCACGGCACCUUAGACGAUUCCAGAAAUGCUCUAUUCACAAUCUUCGCAAGGACACUGGUCUCAAAUUCUUGGACACUGCGGAGCCACUCCCAGUAUCAGAAUUCGUGACAAGGAGGAACAGGUUAGCCGAAGCUUUGCAUGAAGAUGGUCUCGAGGCUUUCAUGGUAGAGCCAGGUUAUACAUUCGAGUACUUCGCAAAUGUUUCGCAGCCUGACUGGGAAGUUUGGGAACCUGAAGAAAGGCCAUUCAUUAUGAUUGUUCGUCCCGAGGAGGUCGAGACUGGCAAGAUUGUCUCUAACACGACUUUUCUUGUACCAUCAUUCGAAGCUGAGCGAGCCCGCCUGCUCAAAAUGCCAUUUGAAGAGGAGAUCUCUGUGGUGACCUACGAAGAACAUUGGAACCCUUACGCAACACUCCUCGCCUCGCCAAUAUUUGCAUCUCAUAAGAAGACAUCACCCAAAGUCAUGGUCGAUGAAGAAAUGCGAGACUUCAUCUCUCGUGGUCUCAGUGUCAAUGGCUUCGACGUUCGCGGCCUAGGUGGAGCAGUAGAGCGUGUCCGUCAAACGAAAUCUGAUGCGGAGGUUGGUAUUCUGCGAGCCGUCAAUACGGGGACUGUCGAGUCUGUUCGUGCUAUGAGAAAGUGCUUGACUCCCGGCCUCAGUGAAGAUGAAGUUAUGUGGGUCCUCGACAAUACCAUGCGUUCAGCUGGCAUGGAUCCGUUCUUCGACAUCGUCCUCUUUGAUGAGAAUGCUGCGAACCCACACGGCGGCACAGAUGGCGCUAAAGUCCUUGAAAAGGAGACUAUGGUUCUCAUUGAUGUCGGGGCUCAUCUCUACGGCUACUCCAGCGAUAUUUGCCGGAGCUUCUUCCCUCCAUUCUUCAAGAAACCUGAGACUGAAGCUGAGAUCUCUGCUCUUAGCGAGGACGUCAAAGAGAAGCUGAAAGUCUGGGAUAUUGUUCUUGAUGCCCAGACUGCCAGCAUCCACGCACUACAUGAGAAUGGUACAUGCGCCAAUGUUGAUCUGGCAGCUCGGGGAGUGAUUGAGGAUGCUGGGUACGGCGAGGCAUUUACGCACAGAGUCGGUCAUGGCAUUGGUAUCAAGGCGCAUGAAUCUCCAUACCUCAACAAGGGUAACACUCAGACGCUGUUGAAAGCAGGCAUGACAUUCACCAGCGAGCCUGGCAUCUAUAUCGUCGACAAGUUCGGCGUCCGUCAUGAAGAUAUCCUACUCAUCAAAGAGGAUGGGCUGCCGGAUAUCUUGACUGGAGUAAGAGCGAAAGGACCUUGGGAUCCGUAG